CUUAGAUUGGAAUUAUUCUUGCUUCCGCUGUACACUUGUCAGUUUUUUUGCUUCAUUCAAAGGUUCUGUACCAGUAGCAGAGAUCGAUAGUGAGAGAGAGAGAGAGCUCAGUGAUUGCUCUGAAUCAGCUUGUGGGCCGGACAAUUUCACAUGGGACCCGUUUUCCUCCAAAUCGGACCCCCGGCUUUCGUUUCAACAGAACAGUAAUCAGCAAGCAGCAAGCACAUCUCGCACUCUCUCUCCUCAUCUUUCUUCUUUCUCUGCUUCCAUGUGCCACACAUUCUCUCACUCUCUGCGUUCUUCUUGUUCUUCUUCCUUUGCCGUUGCCGCCAGCAAUGCCUGGACUGUGGAUCAGCCGCCUCUAACUGCAUUACACCCACUUUAAAACCCGGAUCUUCCUCUGUUUUCUUUCGAAAGGAACCGAAUGGAUCCCAGAACUGUGCUUGAUCACGCUCUGUUCCAACUCACACCAACCAGAACCAGAUGUGAUUUGGUGAUAUUUGCUGUCGCCGGCGGUGGCGGGAGUGAGAAAUUGGCAUCUGGGCUAUUGGAGCCAUUCGUCUGUCAUUUGAAAACGGCCAGAGACCAGAUUUCUAAAGGAGGCUACUCCGUUAUUCUCCGUCCUUCAUUUUCCCCUAAUUCGUCCUGGUUCACUAAGGCCACUCUUCAGCGAUUCGUUCGCUUUGUGAACACCCCAGAAGUUCUUGAGAGAUUCGUGACUAUUGAGAGGGAGCUUGACCAGAUUGAGAGUUCAGUUCAGUCCAAUGAGCUCUCCAAUGUUGAUGCAGAUGGAAAUUACAAGCCAACUGCCUCGUCUAAGAAUGGAGCUAGUGAUGCUGCAUCAGAGGAAAAUUCAAAGGUUCAUCUUCAGCGUGCUUUGGAAUCUAGGAAAUCUAUCCUACGCAAAGAGCAAGCAAUGGCCUAUGCUCGUGCUUUGGUCACAGGCUUCGAGCCUGACUGUAUUUAUGAUCUUAUAUCUUUUGCUGAUGCUUUUGGAGCUUCACGGUUAAGGGAAGCAUGCAUAAACUUCAUGGAGUUAUGCAAGAAGAAGAAUCAAGAUCGACUUUGGAUGGACGAAGUUGUGGCAAUGCAAGCCGCUCAGAUGGACUUGCCUUCUCUAAGAAGUUCCGGAAUUAUACUUGCAGGAGAGGAAAGUUACCCUGCCGGCCAGUUAUCUGGUGGGAGAUUCAAUGGCUCAAAUGAUGCAUCUGAGACAGCAACUAGUCUCGGAAGUGUUGAUCUCAGCCAAGAUAGUGGUUUGCCACCAUCAGCUGAUGGCAGGGGUCAAGUGCCAGUGCAUUGGGCAAAUCAUCAUCCUCACUACAUGCACAAUUUUCAAGGGCCAGUUUACCAGCAGAUGGGCCCAUAUCAAGGCUACGGUUUCCCUGGUGCACAGUUUCCAUCUCCAUAUUUUCCGGGGAACAUGCAGUGGCCUCCAACUGGAGAUGACUCCAACUUUUCAUCUUCGAGGAACAGAAAUAAGUCUUCUUCACACGCAGAUUCAAACCGAGAAGAUGAUUCCCCUGGAACUGGUUCUAGCUCGGACAACAAUUCAGAUGACAACGAGCACAAUGGUAGACAGCUGUCCUCGGAGGAGAAUGUCCGGAGAAAGAAGCAUGGCAAGAAGAAGUCUUCAAGAAGAACAGUUGUCAUCCGUAACAUUAACUACAUUACUUCCAAGAGAGAUGGGGAAAAGGGUACUGGGGAAACAUCUGAUGAUGAAGAUGAUGAGUUCAUUGAUGGAGAAGCUCUGAAGCAGCAGGUGGAAGAUGCUGUAGGUUCUUUGGAGAGACGGAGUAAGUCAACUUCUUACCGUCGUCAUAAGAAAUCACAUAACAAUAAUGCCUCUGACCAAGAAAACGCCAACAUGAAUGCGAAGAAUCUAGAUGGGCAAGGAAAGGACCAGUGGGGUGCCUUCCAAAGCCUUCUCUUGAAGGACAAUGAUGCAGACUCAUCAGAAUUUAAAAUGGAAUCUGAGAAUGCAAGGAAGCAGGAAAUGCUGGCAGAUGAUUCCUUCAUUGUUAGGAACCGGGAUACUGCAAGGGAUGUUCAAUCUCAGAUCCAGAACUUUGAAGGUGGUACAAAUGGCCAUGGCUUAUUGCUCAAGAAGGGAGAUGACUCGUAUGAUGAGCUGUUAUUUUCUCAAAAAAGUGAUAAAUCAGAGAAUAUCCACUUGCAAGCUGCGGUUUCUGAUUACUCUUCCGAAUCGCGAUUAAUCAAAGUUCAGAAAGAAGGAGAUUGGUUUGCUGGAAACCAGAUGGACACGGUCAACAAGAACGCCAGUGGGGACAUCAACCUGUUUGAUGGUGAUCAUAUUCGAGUUGAGAAAAACAGUAACAAGGAUGUUAUGGCUGAUGAUUCAUUCAUGAUCCAAGCCCGAUCAUUUGGAAAUGAAGCUUCGGAUUCUGUAUUAAGAACCGACAUAAGCAUGGUGGGAGAUGUGGCGGAAGUUGCUCAAUGUGGUAAUGGUACUCUAGAAAAAGCUGAAGGAUUUGGUAAUUCCUGUGAGCCAGAUGACCUUUUUAUGGUGCUUGGGCGUGAUUCGGCAGCUGAUCAGCAUAAUAUCCCUUCUUGGACCCCAGAGAUAGAUUAUGAAAACGACAUUUUAUCUGCUGAAGCCUACAGAAAGAGCUCUCCUGUGGAGAAAAGUGCUACUGAGGAUGAAGUUGUUGCUGUCAGUAAGAAGACUAAUGGUAAGUCAAAAGUUGGCAGUGGACCUCUUGGCAGAAGCAAAUCGGAAAUUCCAUCGAGGACUAAGAAACCACCUCUUGGAAGCAGAACAACUAUUCCAAAGAGUAAAUCCGAGAGGGAAGAAGAGAGUAGGAAAAGAGCGGAGGCAUUAAAGCUCGAACGUCAGAAGAGAAUUGCAGCGAGGAGUUCUGGCAGCCGUAAUAGUCCACUGACAGCAUCUAGGAGAAACUCGACUGGAACAUUAAAAGAAGGGAAGCCCAAAAUACAGUCUCCAGGUUCAAGCCAAGACGGUAAGAAGUCGGUUUUCAGAAGUUCUACAAUUGAUCGCCUUGCUGCUGCUCGGACAACACCAAAGGUGGAAUCGACAACUCAAUCGAAACCGAAAAGUGCAAUGUCGAAAGCAAAUGGCCUUCAGCAGAAGGGUUCUGCUAGAGAUGAUAAUAAUAAGAAGCCCAGUGCAAAACCUGCGAAAUCUGAUGUCACACAAAAGAAGAACACUGCACAGAAAACCGAAUCAUUAAUUGCUGCACAAGAUACUCCACCUUCUAAUGACACUGCUGCCUUGAGGGAGAUCAAGGAGUUGGAAAGAUUACCGGAAGAGAAAAAUGAAGGAAGUACUAUGAGUUUAAGUAAUGGAAUGGAGGGAAAAGGAUGCAAUGAUGCUACUAUUCUAAUUGAACCUUCUGCAGAAACAAUUCCCUUGAAGGGUGACAGUCCAGCAACCUCAGCUCUUGCCAAAGGUGGAGAGGCUUCUUCCUUCGAGCUUAUGGAGGAUAUUUCUGGAGUCAUGAUACAUCCUACGCCAGAGUCACCAGAUAAACAGCUGAACCAGUAUGCUGUUAAUAUAGAAGAGGAUGAGAAGAGAAAUGUGCAUCUAGCUUUGCCACAGCUCUCCGAGAUAGAGAUAUCCACUCCCGCGCCUAGUGAAGUAAACCCAGAACCAACUCACACAAGAAAGAAAUGGAACAGUGGUGAAACCUCUCCGAAAGGCGCAAAAGGGUUCCGAAAGCUCCUCUUUUUCGCAAAGAAAGGGUAGAACUAUUACAAGGAUCGAUCAAGGCGAAAACUCAGUUGCGGAGGAUCUUGAUAAAAUCCAGGUAAUAUCCUCUCCAAUCCACCAAAUGAGAAGAGCAAAGGAAGUAAAACUACACGGUAAAUAGAAGAGUGAGUGAUAG
This is a messenger RNA of Linum trigynum, 3866 nucleotides long. The record is from the annotation of a GenBank genome assembly. Lineage: Eukaryota; Viridiplantae; Streptophyta; Magnoliopsida; Malpighiales; Linaceae.